Callithrix jacchus (white-tufted-ear marmoset) is the source of this 1193-nucleotide messenger RNA. RefSeq names its product natural cytotoxicity triggering receptor 3 (gene NCR3). Gene Ontology annotation, biological process: positive regulation of natural killer cell mediated cytotoxicity; natural killer cell activation; immune response-activating cell surface receptor signaling pathway. The record is from RefSeq and is a predicted model, not a curated record. NCBI's taxonomy places the organism in Eukaryota, Metazoa, Chordata, Mammalia, Primates, Cebidae.
CACCAAUUGGCUUGCUUCUCUUAAUCCCUCAUAGAAAUCCUGGAGCAGCUGUGGGGUUCAGUGAGGCCAGACUCCAGGAAGGGAAUGGGUGGGAUGGGUCUGGGCACUGGUGAGCAGUGGGGAGAGGAAGUAGGUUAGCUUCUAGGCUGAGAAGUGCUCCUGGAGGCUUAUUCUGGGUAAAAGCUGGUCUUCUCGAACCUCGGAAGGUGGGGGAACCCACAUCCUGGUCUCACCCACCCAACCGCCCACUCACCCUCGGGUUAGCAGCCAUCUAAGCCCCACCCUCCCCCUCACACAUUUAGGUAGGCUGCCACAAGCUGGCCUCUUGCCCUCCUAGAGACAGACAUCACCACCAGCAUCGUCCUCUCUCCUCAGGGAGGCAUGCAUUUGAUGCUUGAGGUCCCUGGCAGUUGUGAUCGUUCCCAAGUGAUAUGUGAGUCCUGUGUGUCAUAGGAAGCUCCCCGUCCCCAUCUGGGGACCAAAGGCCUGGCUACAAGUAGUGAGUCCUCCCUCCUCCACCCAGACCUCACUGCUCAGAUCCCCUUCGCCAACUGGGACAUCUUCCGACAUGGCCUGGAUGCUGUUGCUCAUCUUGAUCAUGGUCCAUCCAGGAUCCUGUACUCUCUGGGUGUCCCAGCCCCCUGAGAUUCAUACCCUGGAAGGAUCCUCUGCCUUUCUGCCCUGCUCCUUCAAUGCCAGCAGAGGGAAACUGGCCAUUGGCUCCGUCAUGUGGUUCCGAGAUGAGGUGGUUUCAGGGAAGGAGGUGAGGAAUGGAACCCCAGAGUUCAGGGGCCGCGUGGCCCCCCUUGCUUCUUCCCGUUUCCUCCAUGACCACCAGGCUGAGCUGCACAUCUGGGACGUGCGAGGCCAUGACGCCGGCAUCUACUUGUGCAGGGUGGAGGUGCUGGGCCUGGGUGUCGGGACAGGGAAUGGGACUCGGCUGGUGGUGGAGAAAGAACAUCCUCAGCUAGGGGCUGGUCCAGUCCUCCUCCUUCGGGCUGGAUUCUAUGCCAUCAGCUUUCUUUCUGUGGCCGUGGGCAGCACCCUUUAUUACCAGGGAAAAUGCCACUGUCACAUGGGAACAUGCUGCCACUCCUCAGAUGGCCCCUGAGGAGUGAUCCCAGAGCCCAGUGAUCCGCAGUCCUCUUCAGAAGACCCCAAUAAAUCGCUCUCUGCCCCACCGCUAACUCCUC